Xiphias gladius (swordfish) is the source of this 5193-nucleotide messenger RNA. Its product is annotated as phosphoinositide 3-kinase regulatory subunit 5-like. The record is from RefSeq and is a predicted model, not a curated record. Lineage: Eukaryota; Metazoa; Chordata; Actinopteri; Istiophoriformes; Xiphiidae. Bases 2056 to 4680 code for a protein of 874 amino acids. The transcript is spliced from 18 exons. Gene Ontology annotation, biological process: positive regulation of MAP kinase activity; G protein-coupled receptor signaling pathway. Gene Ontology annotation, molecular function: 1-phosphatidylinositol-3-kinase regulator activity. Gene Ontology annotation, cellular component: phosphatidylinositol 3-kinase complex, class IB.
UGCAGUUGGACAGUCUAUUUUUGAAAAGCACAAACACAGGAGGAUGUGGUCUCUGUAUUGUUUCCCUCUACUGGUUUGUCUCAGCUGUGGUCGAUCUGGGAUAAUCUAGGACACUGUUAACUGCAGUUAUAGGAAGAAGCCUCAGCUACACAAUUUUCAUCAGAUCUAACUGCAAAGUGUUAUUCAAGCUCUGCAGAUUUCCUGUUCCCCUUCUUUUAAAAGCUGCACAAAGGUUAUGUCAAUGCAAUCAGGAUUACGCCAAAUAUGUUUGGUGAAGUAUUUGAUAGGUUAUUGAUGUUCUGUAAAAGAGUCUCAUUAUAGUUGGUGCUUUAUUGAAAGUCAAGCUAAUGAGUAUGGUCAAGGUGUCUUUAUUGUCUCACGGGAAACUUCAUAUCAUCCACUUGAGCAUCAUGGCUUAGCCUAUUCCUCUCUCUUGGCUUUCCUUCACUUUACCAUGUGCAAUUUAAACAGCAUCUGCUUUUAAAUAAUCCUAAUGUUUAAAGAAGCCCCAGCAGAGAUCGGUAUUAUUGCAUUGUGGCAGCAACAGUCAAGUUUGCAUGGCCAGGCUGGACAAUAUAGCCUGAUUCCAAACAGUACAAUGGAAUAACACCUGCUUCCUCAGUGUACAAUUGAUGGGCUUGUUUGCUGAAGCGGGAUAUUCCAGGUACUGCUAAGAGCAGAGCUACUGCCUGCAUUCAUUGCCCUGCUGCAAAUAAGAUACAUAUCCUAGAUAUCCCUGUCUUCAAGGUUUAAUAUGCCAUGGGUACAUGUUUUCAUUUUGUGCUUUGUAGUUUAGGAGUUUAAAUUUAUUUUAGUGUUUCACCAGUGUUAGCCAACCUUGGCUGAAUAUAAUUAUUCAUCUCACAUUAUCAGUUAAUUCCUGCAUUUUGUAUCCUCUGUUAUAGUGAUUUGUACCGCAGGGGUACUUCUGCAGGUGCCAGGAAGUGGAAAGAUUGUGGAAUGUAUGUAACUAGUUAAGAUGUAGUUUCUACCCAUCUCCUGUCUAAACAAAUCAGUUAAAGAAUUUUAAAGAGUAUUAAUUUACAUUUCGUGCUUCCCGGAAGGCCUUUUCCUGUUCCAGCUGUAUCACUACAAACAUUAUUCACACUGGCAGCGAUAUGUCUGCCACAGCUGGGCACAAUUGCCGCUUCCGUAUACACAUUGACAUCCUGGAGACCGAUCAUACUGCGGACUCCCAGGGGAGAUAUUUGUUUUCAUCAAGAGGGAUGUCUCAUGGCAGUCUGAUUUAAUUUUUUUUAUUAUUAUUAUUGUUAAUAAAAAUAGGCAUAAAAGGAAUGCCAUGUAAAAUCUGCUUAUGUUUUAAGCCUUUAAUUACCCAAAUUAAAUAUUCUAAAACUGUCUAUUUGUUUGUAUGGUCACUGUGGUUUUAGUUAUUUGUCACUAAAUGCGCAUGCACCCUAACCACAGGUGGCAUGUGAUCUGUGGUAUGCAAAUUCCAGAAAAUCUCUGUUUUCCUCACAAUUGUUGUACUUUAUCUCUUUUUAUUGCUUUAACACAGUUGAAUGAUGUAUUUACUUUGAAAUUUAAUGUAAUAACUAUAAAGGAUUUAGGACUUAGAAUAACUAAAGACAACUAAUAAGGAUCAAAUAGGAAGUUGUACUUUUCAUUUCCAUCCCAGUUUUGAGUCAUAUGAAAUCUGAUGUCCGCAGCUGAUUUUAAGAAUGAAAAAGUAGAAGUUGUGGCGGCUGUUUUUGACCAGCUCACCUCCGGUCGACUCACACAGCCUAUGACUCGCUGGUUCUGGUAGGAAGUGGCAGGCUGUAUUCUCUGCCCCGAUAUCUUUGACAUCCAUGGACAUUUGUGUUUUCAUCUCUGUUUGUGCGAGUGAGCCUUUUACUCUGAAUUGUAUUUGAUUGUCUCUGGACAGGGAAAACAAUUAUUAUAAAGUAUUGGCAACAGCAGUAACAGGAAGUUUGGGCUAUUGAAGAGACACGAUAUAUUGGUUUCCCGGAGCAUAAUAAUAGGGUGUAAUUCUUGUUUUUAUUUUGGGAAUUCCCGGUGGUUUAUCUUCUGUAUUUGUCUGUGGAUGUUGUGAUGCCUCAGAAGAUGGAGCAGAGCUCAUGCACAGAGGAUCGUAUCCAGCAUAUCCUCGAGCGUUGCCUCUGUGACCUGGGUCUUGAAACUCCUGACAAACAACUCUGGAACGCUGGACUGUGCAUAAACCGAUGGUGUUUGGAGGAACUUGUGAAGAGAGAUCCCCACAACUUCCUCAUCCUUCUUCAGAAAAUACUGAGGAAAACAAAAGAGGUGCUAGAGCAGUGUCACUAUGAACUGGUGGUGCCCCUCUCCCUCUUGUUCUCUUCAACCCUCCUAAAAGCUCCUUACGUGGCUCCAGACUGUGGCGUUCUGCAGGAGGCCUACCUGUUGUUCCAUUGUUUCCUGUCCUGGCCUGAGCCUUGCUGCUCUGCCAGUAAACACCUCCUAAAUAUCAUCCAGCAGGAGCUCAGAGCACCAGGUAUUUCAUUUCAAAGACUGCUGAGGACAGAGCAGGGGUUUUCCCCUGAGCUUCAAAGCUCUAAAACCAUGACGGUACUGUUAGUGAGCCCAGAUGAAGAUGUUCCUCCAGAGGUACAGUCUGUCUCUGAGCAGCUUAGUAGCACUGUGUCAUCCAUCAGAGAUGUUACUAUCACCCUCAUCCAGCACAGCUUUCAGGCUGUUCUGGGCACCAAACACAAUCUGCAGGCACUCCACGCUGCCCUACAGGCAAAGCAGCCUGAGGAGUUGGAGCAGCUCCUGGAGGCAGUGACUGAGAGCAUGGAGAUAGCAGCCUCCACAGCAGAUCUCAGCACAGCAAGACGGGGUCUACUAAACAGCAUGGAGAGUCUCAGAGAAAGCCUUGCUGUUCCUGUUCCUGCUGAAGGCUGUUCAGACACUGGGACUGUUGAGACUUUCAUGCUGCCCUUCCCCAAAUGUCACACAUGUUCUUGGGAGAACGACAACUUUGAUAUUCUGAAUUACAUUCUCACAAGUAAGUCGGACCUAGAUUCACCUGCAGACUGUUUCUUAAAAACAGAAAUAGACGAGGAUGAUAAUAAUGACACCAGUGUGGAUGAGGAAAAUGAGUUGGAGGGAAACAAAGAGGACAAUGAGUUCCAAAACCACCGCAUCUCCACCGCAUCUUCUUCCUCCAGCCACUCUCUCUGCUCCAGUUGGUCUGUGCCGUCCUGCUCAUCAGGUGUGGAAAGUGACUUCAGUGAGGACACAGGGCAUGAGGACACAGAAGAGGGACAAGACAGCCAACCAAAGCCUAGGAAGAAACCCAAAAAGAAAUCCAGAUCCCUGUUAGGCGUAGAGCGCAUCUCAAUGUUUUUCAAGAAUCCCCGCAGCCCUAACGUUUGCCGCCGUGUCCGGAGCAUGGGCUAUCAAACUGAUUUCACCAAAGAUUUUCAAAGAACUGGGUCACUGCUUAAACGCUCAAGGUUCCUGUCCAGACAGGGCCACCCUCUACAGGCAUCCACUAAUACCUUAGAUCCUCUUUCCCCCCAGAAGCAUGUGUGUGUCCGCAGGAGGCCAAUCCUGAGCUGUGAUGAGGGCGAUGUGGAAGAGGUGCCUAUGCUGAUCAAAGUGGUGGUAUUUGGAGGCGACAAAGAGGCCGGCAGGCUAGCCAGGGCAUACAGCGACCUGCAGCAGAAAGAGAGUAAAUGUCCCCAACUCACCAAGAUGUGCAAACUGCAGUUUUACUUUGUACCCACCAAAAGGAGAACUAUUGGAAGCCCAGUAGGAGGACACACACCAACUGAAGGUCAAACAGGAAGUUCAACCAAAGCCGCUGUGUCUGUGGAGUCUAAUGACCUUGUACUAGAGGACAGUACUACACAUAUAGCCCAGAUGUUGGGCACGAUGGAUCCCUGGUAUGAGCGGAACGUCCUCAGUCUGCUCAGCCUGUCCUCUGAUGUCCUUUGUCAGACUGCAUGUAAGGAAGGUGUUGUCUCAGAGGGCAGUGGCAGUGUGGAGCGUCUUCCCCUGCUGGCCGACCUGGUGCUUUAUUACUGCAGACAUGCGGACCAGCCUGUUCUGCUGCAGCUCUACCAGGCUGAGCUGACCCUGGCUGGAGGAGAGAGGAGAAGGGAAGUGUUUAUUCAUUCUCUGGAGCUUGGGCAUUCAGCUGGAACCAGAGCUGUUAAAGCCAUGGGUGCCGCCAGCAAAAGAUUUGGAAUUGAUGAAGAACGACAAGCUGUCCCUUUAACAUUAAGUGUUGCCUACAACAAGGUGGCUGUUAGUGGGAGGAGUCAGUGGACCCAGACAGAGAUAGUCUGCACAUCAAUUAAUCUUUACAAAGCCUGCAAGAAGCCUGAGCAGCUAUGUAACGAUUCAGGAAUAGAAAGUCUUCAGCUGACCAUGACUGAAGUCCUGAAGAGGCAGUGCUCCAAGGCUAAAAAGUGCUAUAACCAGCAAAUCUCCAUAUCAGAAGUUAAGGUGGACAAGGUGCAGGUGAAUGGUGGAGAUGACGGGACAACUUUUGCUGUGUGUCUGGAUCAGGAUGAGAAGAAGUUCAUCCAAAGUGUGACUAGGUGUGAGGUGUCUCUGUGCUGUAAACCAGGAAGCAGUUCAGAUUGGAGGUCCUACAAGCCCUUACCAGGCCAAGUCCGGCCUCUCCACCCAUCCUACUGCUCCCUGCUCUGUCUUCCAAUCACCUCGUUCUCUGCCUCAAAUUCCUGACACACUUUAUCCUGAACUGAACGAAAUAAGGGAAAUUGUAUAUUAAUUACACAGGGGUGUUUAAACCAAAUCAACACAAGAUGCAGAAUAUAGCUACUAAAUAGAUACUGAAAAUGAAAGCAGAGAAAAUGCUGAACAGUACUAAUAAUAAGGUUGACAUUUAAUACCCCAUAUACUGUAUAUUUCAGGUUUGUUCUGUAGCUGAAAAAGUGUUACACUGUUAUUAGAAGGAGGAGGGUGGGCUUGUUUAGAGGAUUGUUUUCCAGCUUUCCACUGUUCCUUAUCACAGAAGAAGGUUAGUGUACAUUAAUUCAUGUUGGUUUUCUUGUAUGGAGAAUAUCACAGGGUCUCAAGGUCUCUGCAAGGCUUUGAGAGAGAUCACUGGUCAGAUAUGUCAAUUAUCUGCUGUCUGGAGCAUAAAACUGAUUACUUGAUUACUAUUGUGUACGUUCUGUUGAUCCAUGACAGAGUAAAACACUUUUUUUUUAAAGAAAUGUGUAAUAAAAUAAGCUA